AUGCCCGAGGCCCCAUUGUCGCCUCCCGGAUACGAAUUUGUCCCUGGUCGCGAUCACCACACCGAGGCUAUGGACCAACGUUCUCCGACCGAUGACAAUGGAAACUCUCCUUCCCGCCCGCGGAACGUCGACGGUCGUGACUGCCAUCAAGGCGGCUACACUGCACCCGCAUCGAUUCCUGUUGCGGCGCCCCACCACGACAUCGAGCGUGCGUCGUCCUCCCGCGCAUCAAGCCAGGCUCGAAGCUCGCCGUUCACAACGCCCGCCGGCUCGCCCGCUUCCGUCGGCGAAAAUACCUACCAUAAAAACCUUUCCCAAGGACAUGUGCAGAGAAACGCUUCGGUCGGCCCGCCGGCCAACGCCCCGAAAGGUCCCUCUGGACGUCAACAGCAAUCAUCUUGUUCUGCCACUAGACAAAAUGGUCCGCCUCCCAAUGCUCCGACAGGCCCUGCGGCUAUGCGAAUCCAAGAUCAACGACGUAAAAAGCGGCAACCGCAACAGGAGCCGACAUAUCUGGCCAGCGGCCAAGUUUCGUACUCCAUGACGUGGAAAAGCGAUGCUAAGGAACUGCACGAAGACUUCGAGAAGUACAACAACUUUAUGAACAUCAUGGGUGUCAAAAACGAGUCCCGCGCGCCUAAUUUUCAACAAAAAGAGGCGGCGAGGAAUGCAACUAGGCAACGAAGAGCGACAAAAAGAAAGACAGACAUGGAGCGUGAUGAGGAAAUCCGGAAACUGCGGGAGGCAAAACUCGCCAGGCGCGACCUGUUCACACCAUUCUUCGUGGAAAUGUGGUGGGACAGAGCUGUGCCAGCCGUUGGCGGCAGCAUAUGGCCCUCUGUUCCGGAUCAGAAGAGGGUUGGCGACGGGAAUAAGAGCCGCAAUUCGCCACGAUCUUUAUGCUCGCCCCCGGAAAACAAAGCCGAGCAAGACGGUGUUGAUGCGAACACGAGAGACAAAUCGGCCAACUACUUCCUGGGGCCGACCCAGAAGGCCAUCUCAGAAGAGGAGUCUCUGGAAAUGUCCAUUGGCGAUCCAGAGCCCAGCCGUGAGAGCUGGUAUCCGAGGGAACUUAUCGACUUCAUCGACGAAGAUACGGAUAGAAAAAUCCAGGAAGAAUCGGAGAACAAAGAAAGACAACUGCAAGAGAAGGAAAACGAAUCUGGGGAUGAAGAAGCAUCUCGCAUCUCCCUCAUCUCCAAAAGCGACAUUCGAUAUGUCGGCAUUCUUCACGAGAUCAACUCGGACGAGUCGACCGUGUCGCUCGAGAAUGUUCGCUCUUUCGGCACCGAGGGCCGGAGGAGUAGACCCGAAGAAGAGAUAGCACCUUCCGAUCAGGUUUACGACUACAUCAUUUUCCGCGGCAGCGAUGUCAAGGACUUGAGGAUCGAGGACCACCCGGGCAUCAAGGAGAACAAGCCUCCUGCCAUGCCCGAGGAUCCUGCCAUUGUCAACGCUCGCCCUCGUCCUGGACAAGGACCUAACAACCAACCUCCACCGGCACCCGGCUUCGGCCAGCCUCCUUUCCAGAACAACUUCUACCCGCCUCCCGGACCAUGGGGUCCUGCUCCUCCUGGCCGUGGUGGUCCAGGUGCUGGAAUGGGUGGUAUGCCCUACCCUCCGCCUCCUGGAUGGUUCCCUCCUGGUCCUCCGGGUCAAGGAUUCCCCCCCGGCCCUGAUGGAUGGAACAACUACAACUACCCUCCUGGCCCUCCCGGUCCUCGUGGUCCUCCUGGGCCCCAAGGCCCUCAGGCACCUGGUGCUGCACCCGGUCAAGCUCCUGAGAACCGCGGCACUCCUGGCGCCCAGGAGGCGAAGCCCACGCCGAUCGGCGCUGCUGGUGACAAGCAGAAGCCCGCUACCCCGGCGGCACAGGGAACCCCGAGCGAGCCCAAGACGACCGCCCCGCCUGGCUUGCAGCAGCAAGCUCCUGCACCAACACCCCCAGUCGAUUCAAAGCCUUCCGUCGCCGAGGUCAAGGCCACGGCUGCACAUCUGGGUACAGCUGGUCCGUCGAAGCCUGUUGAGCUACCAGUUCCGACGGGACCCAAGAACCCCGCGCGCGUUCAGCCUGCCAUUCCUCUCGCAGGCUCCAUGCCCAAGGCUUUCCCUGUUCCUGUAAACGAGAACAGCGCCGCGCAGUCCGCUCCCAAGGCCGCUGCCGCCCCUACCGCUGCAGCUGUGCGCGACGCCACCGAGGCAGCCAAGGCCGCUGUUGCUCUUGCCAUGGCCAACAUGAACGCCGGUGCCGCCGCCGUAUCAGCCCCUCCCCAGGGCAACGGCAACGCCAUGGACAACUUGACCAAGAAGGUCAACGAGAUGAGGGUCAACGCCGCUCGACCUACGCCCGGAGGCGGUCGUGGUCGCGGCCGCGGCGGACGUCAAGGCCAGGGUCAAGCCAAGGUCGAGGUCCCUGACGCCGACUUUGACUUCGCUGGAGCCAACGCCAAGUUCAACAAGGGCGACUUGGUCAAGGAAGCCAUCGCUGGCUCUCCCCUGGGCGAGACUCCCACCAACGGAGCCGUGCCUAACGCGGUGACGGAGGCACCUGCCGCUGAGGCAAUUGGCGGAAACCCUCCCAACGCGUACAACAAGACCCGUUCCUUCUUUGACAACAUCUCGAGCGAAGCCAAGGAUCGCGCAGAGAACAACGGUCAGAAGCCCGGCGGCCGUGAAUGGCGCGGUGAGGAGCAGCGCAAGAACAUGGAGACCUUUGGCCAGGGCAGUGUUGACGGCGGAUACCGUGGUUAUCGCGGUCGGGGCCGCGGUCGUGGCCGUGGCUUCGGUCGUGGUGGAAGAGGCGCAUACCGUGGCCGUGGCGGCUCGGAUGCCGCAUCUCCUGCUGCAAACUAG
This is a messenger RNA of Colletotrichum karsti, 2853 nucleotides long. RefSeq lists its product as uncharacterized. The record is from RefSeq and is a predicted model, not a curated record. Gene Ontology annotation, biological process: P-body assembly; cytoplasmic stress granule assembly. The transcript is spliced from 5 exons. NCBI's taxonomy places the organism in Eukaryota, Fungi, Ascomycota, Sordariomycetes, Glomerellales, Glomerellaceae. The coding region runs from base 1 to 2853 and encodes 950 amino acids. Gene Ontology annotation, molecular function: mRNA binding. Gene Ontology annotation, cellular component: P-body.